AUGCUCAUAUUGAUAGAUGUUUAAAUGGAGGCCAAUGCUAUGCCAUUGCUGCCAGUUCAGGAGCAGUCACGAAGCUCACGUGUGUAGGUAUAUGUGUCCUCAGUUUGAAUGAGGGGCAUCAUUAGGCGCCUAUAGGAGUAUAUGAACAGUCGAGCCUCGCAAUCCAAAACGAGAUGGUUUGGUGACCAUGUUUAAUGGAGGCCGCGAAGGUGUAUAACGGUUAUUCGACUUACCUAUCCCAAAAAGUCAGUGAAUUGACCAUAAUUUUUCAAUUCAAUUUUUUUAAAGGCAAAGUCUUAACCUACAACCAAUAUACUUGGGGUAUAAACAAAACAAAUCUUUGUGUGCGUGUCUCCUUUACCCAGUAGAUUGGUAGCUGGCGCGUCGGUGCGUAGGAC
Molecule: messenger RNA, 398 nt
Organism: Acanthoscelides obtectus
Lineage: Eukaryota; Metazoa; Arthropoda; Insecta; Coleoptera; Chrysomelidae
Source: the annotation of a GenBank genome assembly